AUGGCCGACGCAGCCGAGGAUAGGAAUCCAAUCGUCUUCUUCGAUGUCACGUUAGGAGGGGAAAAGUUGGGGAGGAUUCAGAUGGAACUCUACAAGAAUGUCGUGCCAAAGACAGCUGAGAACUUUCGUCAGUUCUGUACUGGAGAGACCAAGAACAACCGUGGUCAGCCACAGGGCUACAAGGGCUGCAAGUUCCAUCGUGUAAUCAAGAACUUCAUGAUCCAAGGAGGUGACUUCAUCAACGGUAACGGCACCGGCUCCAGGACCAUCUACGGAACCGACAAGUUUGCCGAUGAGAAUUUCACAUUGAAGCACGACAAGCCUGGGUUGUUGUCAAUGGCCAACAGUGGGCCGAACACAAACGGUUGCCAGUUCUUUAUCAUCACAGCAAAGCACGGAACACCACAUCUGAACGGCAAGCAUGUAGUUUUCGGCAACGUCAUCGAAGGCAUGGAGGUUGUCACCAAGAUCGAGAACACGAGGACCGUCGCAAAUCCGGAAGGAAAGCCAGUGCAGGAUAUUGUCAUCUCGCAGUGUGGAGAGAUGUAA
This is a messenger RNA of Ascochyta rabiei, 549 nucleotides long. Its product is annotated as Peptidylprolyl isomerase. Lineage: Eukaryota; Fungi; Ascomycota; Dothideomycetes; Pleosporales; Didymellaceae. Gene Ontology annotation, cellular component: intracellular membrane-bounded organelle. The transcript is spliced from 4 exons. The coding region runs from base 1 to 549 and encodes 182 amino acids. Gene Ontology annotation, molecular function: peptidyl-prolyl cis-trans isomerase activity. Gene Ontology annotation, biological process: protein folding; protein peptidyl-prolyl isomerization. The record is from RefSeq and is a predicted model, not a curated record.